CUCCCCUGUGACCCUCUCUGGCCCACGAGCCCUGCCGCGCGCCUGCCCCGCCGUGGCCUCCGCACUCCGCCCCCCCGGGGCCCGCCCGGCCAUGCCCGGCGCGACGCUGCGCGGGCGCACGCUGCCGUUUGCCACGGACGAGCUCUGCCUCACCACCCGUUCUCCGCCGCCCUGCACCUCACGUGGGCGGUGCUGCUCCUGUGCCGCCGCAGGUUUCGGCAGGGGGCCGGCUCCUUCUCGUACCUCGAGCUGGAGUCGGUCGACGCGAACGCCGCAUGCUGCCUCGCGGUGGUGCUGUCGGACGCCGCCAUCUUCGCGGUCUCCAGCCGGGGCACCGUGAUGGAGGUGGAGCGGCGCAGGGCCGUGCCGUGGCUGCUCGUCCUCCGCCUGUGGUUCAAGUGCUGGCUCUUCCUCACAGUGAUUCUACCCAUUCCUUGGUUGUGCGGAGGCGACUUGCCACUCAUCGCUGAUUCGACAUGUCGAUGUGUGAUCGUCACAGAAGUUGUAUGCCACACGCUUUUCCUGGUCUUGGCACCGACGUCGUUGUUUUUUGGCAGCGGCGAAGUCUUGGGCCGGAUCAUGGCUUGCGUACAACGCUUGUUUGGCGGGAAGUCUUUCAGAAGCGACUUGAACAAGCUUCUCAUGCAGGUGCAUGAUGAGGUCGACCUGGUUCCAUCAGACAUAGCUUUCGGCUUAUGGCUGGUUGGUCGACGACAGCGAUUAAUGCGGAAGAACGGGCCACCCGCAGGUGUUCCUGUGAAUCUUGAUGAGGACAAGGAUCUGAUCAGGGAUAUUCUUACGGUGAUGCCGAUUGCUUUCAACGUCUAUGGAUGGGUGUUGUAUUUUUGCCAGGCCUUGGUACGAGAUAUUGUGAGCUGCAAUUUCUGCGAGCUGUGCAGAAUGAUCGUUGACAUCUGCCGAGCUUGUCCUUGCCGAGGUUGUUUCGAAUGGUGGUGUGUCAAAGAGCAUACCAAGCGCAAGUGGCCUCUUCAUACAUGGGCUUUCAAGGAGGAGCUGAGGCAAGCUGGUCUCCUUGAUCACGUAGACAUCUUGCACGCUUCCUGGAAUGAAACAGACGAUGAGCAAACUGAGUUUCAUGCUGUUCCAAUGGCAGUGCUAGUCUGCAGGCCGAUCAAUGCCGUCGUCAUCACUGUUCGCGGUACUUUUAGCGGCAAAGAUCUCGUCGCUGACCUUGAUGCCCACCUCGAGGACGUCGAGCCACAUGCACCAGAUAGAGAGAAGUGCCACGGUGCGCAUGCUGGGAUGCUAAGAAUCGUGAGGUAUGUUAAGAAAGAAUGGGAUCUUGUAAAGACGAGGCUUGCUGGGGACGCGUGCUGCAGUCGCCACAUUAUUUGCACUGGUCAUUCCAUGGGCGCUGGUGUCGCUGCCCUGCUGGCGCUCGAGCUGCGUAAGGACCUCGGUGACUGUGUGAGGUACAUCGGCUUCGAGCCUCCAGGAGCGACGAUGUCCCCUGAUCUUGCCGACAAAGUCAAGGAAAUGGGUGGGGUCUCGAUCAUUCAUGCUCAUGACUGGGCUCCAAGAAUUAGUAUCCGGAGCAUCCAAUACUUACGCGAGCGGAUUGUUCUAGAACUUGCCGCUUGCAACACAUCAAAGCUUGGCAUGGCAAUCGGAAUGUGCAUGUGCCGCUCACACUGCGAGAAUGAUGGCAUUGACAAGACGCCUACACAACGGUCGGAUUCGACUGCCUGUCGCCUACGCCCUCAAAACACUCUCUCAGAGAUGCUGUUGGCCCAUUUGAGCUCUGAGGAUGUUCAGACUGCAGCGGAUCAUCAUCCACUUCACAAGUUUUCGAGUAGAAUAGCAACUAAACACGAACGUGACGACUACUGGGCAGAUCCGACUAGAUGCCCUGGCAAGUUAAUGUUGGUGCGUCCAACUCAGCGCUCGACAGGUUGGCCCACUUGCGGGAUUUGGAAGCCUCCCAUCUCUUGGGAUGCCAUGUGGAUCGAGCCCGAAGAGAUUGAGGAGAUCGUGGUCACCAAGCGUGCGCUCAUGUAUCACGUGCCAGCUCUGAUCGCGCAGGCCGUCAAGGGCGCUCUUGGAUCUCCAGGAAAGUCUGCAGAUACAGCUGCUCCAACUGGACGGACAGCAUCUGCAUCUUGAUGAUCAGCGGUAGUUUCCAACUUCCGUGCAGCCUGGCAGUCUCAGGCUCGGCAUGUCCUAUCGCUCUUGUCGUGCUCCGAUCGCUCUCUGAAGGGCCUUCAGCAGCAGCGACGUGAUUCAGGCAAGCAUCUGGCUUUGUAUCCCCUGGCUUCGUAUGUAUCGAAGCCUCGCAGAGGGUGUGAAGAGGCACUGCGGGCCGGGCCGCCGGAGCGGCAACGGGGAGCCGAGCGGCUCCUCCCGCUGCGCGGAGCUGCUGCGGAGCUGCUGCGGCGGACCGGGAUCUUCGGAGGCACGCCACCGUGUGCAGCCGUGCUGGUAAUGCAAGCUCUGGCGUGCGCUCCAUGCUCUGCCGACUGUGGGUCCAGCCUGCAGGGCCCCCUCCGCUCCGCUCGGCCCGCUUCGAUCGAUCGCUGCCGGGCGGCCCGAUCCGAGCUUCGAUCCCGACGCCCCUGCCGGCCCGCUGCGGCCCCGCUGUCUGCACGGUGCCGCCGCGCGCCCUGGCGCCGCCGCGAUGCGCUUCGUGCCGGCCCGACCCGCUGCGCACGCCGAGCGGGCCCGACGUGCCGAUCCGCUGCCGACCGAUCCCGGCGGCCGCACAGGCAGGCCAGCGCCACAACUGGGGGAGCCGUGGUCCUGGCCCCCCUGGGGGACCCAUCGAUUUCGGCGCCCCUCUCGAGGGCUCGUCGAGGCGAUGGGCUCCCCCAGAGGGGGCAAGGACCACAGCUCCCCCAGUUGUGGCCGGUCGGACAAGGCGCGCCCACCGGGCGCCCCCUGGGCGGGCCCUCCC
Prorocentrum cordatum is the source of this 2911-nucleotide messenger RNA. Lineage: Eukaryota; Dinophyceae; Prorocentrales; Prorocentraceae. The record is from the annotation of a GenBank genome assembly.